AUGGCGGCCGGUAGUCAUCCGAACGAGACGACCUUUGACAAGUGGGACUCUUCCUGCAGUACGCCCACCGAUGAAUACAGUGAGCCUGGUGGUGCGUGGAAACAGGACAACAUCAGGCUUAACACAGCCUCGUCUGCCAAAGAUCCAGUAUCUGCCCACUCGCUGUGGAUGACCGACAAUAUGUCCUUGGAGAACUUUGGAAGGAGAGGCGAGACUCAGAUGCCCGAUGUAUGGAAGCCACAAAAGAAGGAGCUGGUAAUCAUGAUCAGUCUAAGCUUCAUAUCAUUGAUGGUGGCGCUGGAUGCCACAAUCCUAGUCACGGUACUACCGGUAAUAGCACAAAAGCUUGAUGGUACUUCGGCUGAAGCGUUCUGGACGGGAACAUCGUACCUUCUCACCUCUGCCAUCUUCCAGCCGGUCAUCGCAUCGAUAUCCGCUGUCUUCGGCCGGCAACAGCUCCUCAUCACCUCGCUCCUCUUCUUCACAGUCGGUACGAUACUAUGCUCGGUCGCAGACAAUUUCACUGAGCUGCUCGGAGGAAGAUGCAUCCAAGGAAUUGGUGGUGGUGGGAUUAUAACGUUAACACAAGUCAUCUUUUGCGACAUCGUGCCGCUGAGACAACGCCCGAAAUACUUCGCGAUGGUUCUCGGAUGCUGGAGCAUAGGGUCCAUCAUCGGACCCGUAGUUGGUGGUAAGCUUGUGGAAAGCGCAUCCUGGCGAUGGGCAUUCCACAUCAACUAUCCAUUCUGCGCUAUCGGCUUCGCUGUUGCGAUCUUGUUCGUGCGCCUUGACGCGGUGGCGAAACUCACAUUCCAGGAGAAGCUCAAGCGGGUGGAUUGGCUGGGCGCAGUACUCUUCAUUGGCAGCAUGACGAGCUUGUUGAUUGGAAUCUCUUGGGGCGGCAUCCAGCAUCCCUGGGACUCAGUUGCGACUCUUGCACCUAUCAUCGCGGGGAUGACAGGAAUCGUUGCGUUCUUCCUGUGGCAAUGGUACAGAAAAGAGCACACCCUAUUGCCUUUGGCAGUGUUCGGAAGCUGGAGCGCAAUCGCCGCUUUUUACAACGCGCUGAUAAAUGGCCUACUAGCGGGUAUUGACAUGCUGCCGGUCGUCCUCCUCACGGUUCCCAGUUCAGUCAUUGUCUCGAUAUUGACGACGCGUCUUGGACGCUUCCGAUGGGCAAUUUGGGGUGGCUGGAUGGUUACGACACUUGCGUGCGGAUUGCAGGUUAUGCUCGACGUAGAUUCAACAACUGUUGUCACGUCAGCGCUUCUUGCCGUGUUAGGAAUUGGCAUGGGCAUGGUACUGACAAGUCUCAAUGUCGGCAUUCAGGCUAUUUCCAAGCCAGAAGACGCGGCAAUGGCCGCGAGCAUGUAUGGCUUUCUCCGAAGCCUGGGUAUGCCCAUCGGUGUUGCCCUCGCAGGGUCGGUCUUCUCCAACUCCAUGUCCGACAAGCUUUCAGAGCUAGGCCUGCCCACGUCGAUCGCUCAUGACUCCGAGCAAUACAUCUUCGUCUUGCGCAAAAUGGCGGACUCCCCGCAGAAAAGUGCCAUUCUUUCUUCGUACAUGAGAGGGUUCGAUUCGGUCUUCGUCAUGGUCACAGGUCUCUCAGCUACUGCGCUCAUCGUCAGCUUUAUGAUCAGAAAGUUCAGCAUGGACAAAAUACUGGUUGCGCAAUUCUCCGCGAAGUGA
Alternaria arbusti is the source of this 1689-nucleotide messenger RNA. RefSeq lists its product as uncharacterized. The transcript is spliced from 6 exons. Gene Ontology annotation, molecular function: transmembrane transporter activity. Gene Ontology annotation, biological process: transmembrane transport. The record is from RefSeq and is a predicted model, not a curated record. The coding region runs from base 1 to 1689 and encodes 562 amino acids. NCBI's taxonomy places the organism in Eukaryota, Fungi, Ascomycota, Dothideomycetes, Pleosporales, Pleosporaceae.